Oryza brachyantha (malo sina) is the source of this 1338-nucleotide messenger RNA. RefSeq names its product protein ABERRANT PANICLE ORGANIZATION 1. The record is from RefSeq and is a predicted model, not a curated record. Gene Ontology annotation, molecular function: protein binding. Bases 1 to 1338 code for a protein of 445 amino acids. The transcript has 2 exons. NCBI's taxonomy places the organism in Eukaryota, Viridiplantae, Streptophyta, Magnoliopsida, Poales, Poaceae.
AUGAUGAACCCUCGCCGGCUGCCGCCUCUGCCGUCGUUGUCCGUGGAGGCGGCGGCUGCGGCGGCGGUGGACGAGAUGGACCCGCGUGUGUGGCGCCGGCUGCCGCAGCCGCUCGUGGACCGCGUCCUGGCAUGCCUGCCGACGCCGACGUUCCUCCGCCUCCGCGCCGCCUGCCGCCGCUUCUACCACCUCCUCUUCUCGUCCCCGUUCCUCCACUCCCACCUCCUCCUCUCCCCGCACCUCCCCUUCUUCGCCUUCGUCGUGCCCUCCGCGGGGCACCUGCUCCUGCUCGAUCCCACCGGCCAGGUGCCCUCCUGGUCCCGCCUCCCGCUGCCGCUCCCGCCCGUCGCCGGGGGGCCCGCGGCGUUCUCCCCGGCGGCCGCGUCGGCCGGCCUGCUCGCGUUCUUGUCCGACGCGUCUGGCCACAAGACGCUGCUCCUCGCCAACCCCAUCACACGCCUCCUCGCCGCGCUGCCGAUCUCCCCGACCGCGCGCCUCUCCCCCACAGUCGGCCUCGCCGCCGGCCCCACCUCCAUCAUCGCCGUCGUGGCUGGAGACGACCUCGUGUCCCCUUUUGCUGUCAAGAACAUAUCUGCCGACACCUUCGUCGCCGACGCCGCCUCCGUCCCGCCCUCCGGCUUCUGGGCCCCCAGCUCCCUCCUCCCCCGCCUGUCGUCCCUCGACCCCCGCGCCGGCAUGGCCUUCGCCUCCGGCAGGUUCUACUGCAUGAGCUCAUCUCCGUUUGCGGUUCUCGUGUUCGACGUGGCGGCCAAUGUCUGGAGCAAGGUGCAGCCGCCGAUGAGGCGUUUCCUGAGGUCGCCGGCGCUGGUGGAGCUCGGCGGCGGGAGGGAGGGAGCGGCGAGGGUUGCACUGGUUUCGGCCGUCGAGAAGAGCCGGCUCAGCGUUCCGCGCAGCGUUCGUCUGUGGACGCUGCGCCGCGUCGGCAACGGAGGAGGAGCAGCCGGCGGCGGCGGCGGAGGCGCGUGGACAGAGGUGGCGCGGAUGCCGCCGGAGGUGCACGCGCAGUUCGCCGUGGCGGAAGGAGGGCGCGGGUUCGAGUGCGCGGCGCACGGCGACUACGUCGUGCUCGCGCCGCGCGGCCCGGUGGCCCAGGCGCCCGCGAGCGCGCUCGUGUUCGACUCUCGCCGCGACGAGUGGCGGUGGGCGCCGCCGUGCCCGUACGUCGUCGCGCUAGCGCACGGCGGCGUCGUCGUCGGCGCCGCUGCCGCUGCCGGCGCGGGCUUCCGGGUGUUCGCCUACGAGCCCCGCCUGGCGACGCCGGCCAUUGGCCUCCUCGACGCCACGGCGCCCGUCGCCUUGCAUGGCAUGCAUGGUUAG